Lolium rigidum is the source of this 1230-nucleotide messenger RNA. RefSeq lists its product as uncharacterized. The transcript has 3 exons. The record is from RefSeq and is a predicted model, not a curated record. NCBI's taxonomy places the organism in Eukaryota, Viridiplantae, Streptophyta, Magnoliopsida, Poales, Poaceae. Bases 75 to 692 code for a protein of 205 amino acids.
AAACUGGGUGCACUAGAACUCAGACACAACGCAACUGCGGGUUCUCUCCUCCCCUUCUCCCUCCGCCGACGAAAAUGUUGGCGGCUCGCCGUCACACGACCUCCGCACCACUCCUCCGCCGCCUCUCCGCCCAGUCCAAAUCCAAGGCACAACCCCCUCCGCCACCGCUGACGCCGUAUGAUGAGGGCGUGGGGGCAUGGGCCCGUCGCGCGGCCGCGCUCUCGCUGCUGGGGCUCACCGGCGCCGUCGCCGCCAGCGCCGUCGGAGACCUUUUCGUUUUCCUCUCCUGCUCCAGACAGGCAAUGGAGAAGGCUACCCAGAACCAGCACAUAGUGUCUGCGAUGGGCGAGCCCAUCACACGGGGUCCCUGGUACAGCGCUUCCAUUGCCGUGAACCAUGCGGGGCAUUCCGUCUCCUGCACUCUCCCGGUGCUGGGGCCCCAAGGAGAGGGGCUUCUUAAGUUCAAGGCGGUUCGACUUGGAGAUGAAUCUUGGUUUUCGUUUCUUAAGCACAGUGACUGGGAGAUACUCAUAAUGGAUGCGAUCCUUGAUGUUCCUACUAAAGAUGGGAAGCAUCAAACAAUAAGGGUGACAGUUCCCGACAACAAAGCAGCUCCACCACCAGCUGACUGCAGGGCAUGCAAGUCACAGCCAACGCCAACGCCAAUGCCACCUCCAUCUCAAGAGAAGUGAACUUCAUGUGGAGACUUUCUUCGGUCUGGAGUCUGAACAUAGCUUGCAUGCGGUGAUUAUUUUUCUGUUACUCAUCCCUGGUAGAACACAUUGGACCAAGUAGGCAGGAGGCUCUUUUUUUUCUGAGAGGACAGGAAACUCUUUUCUGGUGUGCUGGCGAAUGAUAUAACAUAUAAUAGGUUAGACGAAUGUUCACUAGGGAGGUCAUAUCUCUCAGAAACUAGAUUUGCAUUAGGAUUGGAAGCAAGGAAAAGCUCAUAUUCUUUUGGGUGUGCAUAUGUCUCAGUCGACUGAGAUUUUGUUAAGUCUCAGUCACCUCAGAAAAGUGUAACUGCAGUUCAAAAAAAUGUGCAACUCGGAUCAGUUGCACUUUUCUAGUAGAAAAGUGCAAUUGCACUUUUUUAACAGAAAAGUGCAACUCAAGUGCAUUUUUGUGGGUGACUGAGAUUUAAGAAAUUCUCAGUUGACUAAGACAUAGCAAAACCGUAUUCUUUUGGUGGUUCAUUAUUCAUGAAAACUACAGAUAAAAGCGAGUUAA